Molecule: messenger RNA, 2580 nt
Organism: Capsicum annuum
Lineage: Eukaryota; Viridiplantae; Streptophyta; Magnoliopsida; Solanales; Solanaceae
Product: very-long-chain aldehyde decarbonylase CER3
Exons: 11
Coding region: 197-2089 (630 amino acids)
Biological process (GO): lipid biosynthetic process
Molecular function (GO): iron ion binding; oxidoreductase activity
Source: RefSeq, a predicted model, not a curated record
UAGAUAUAUCAUUUCACUUUCUUGAGAAACUCAACAAAACUCACAAACACAAUCUUAUCUUUAUUAUAUUAUUAAAGAAAGAAAAAACAAAUUCUUUCUCUUUUUCUUAUAUAAAGAUUUGUUCUUGUUCAAAAUAUUAUUAUUAUUAUUCUCUUUAAUAGAAAGAAGAUUUUGAGUACUUUUUUUUUUGUUUAACAUGGAAGGUCCAUUGUCAACAUGGCCAUGGAACAAUUUGGGAACUUUCAAGUAUUUACUAUAUGGACCUUUCAUAGCAAAAUGGUUUUAUUCAAGAUCACAAGAAGACAAUAACAUCAAAGAAACAACAUGGUGUUUACAUAUUCUCAUCAUAUGUUUUCUAAGAUGUUCAAUCCAUAGUUGUUGGAAUUCAUUUAGUAACAUGUUGUUCUUAACAAGAAAUAGAAGAAUAAUCAAAGAAGGUGUCGAUUUCAAGCAAGUUGACAAUGAAUGGGAUUGGGAUAAUUUUGUAUUGCUUCAAGCUAUGAUGGGUUCAUUAGGUUUCUACAUGUUUCAAGACCAAAUAAAUCUUCCUUUAUGGGAUUUAAGAGGAUUUUUGGCUAUUAUAAUUCUCCAUAUUGCAAUUUCAGAGCCACUUUAUUAUUUAUUACAUAAAUGCUUUCAUGGAAAUUAUUUAUUCAAUAAUUAUCAUUCACUUCAUCAUUCUUCACCAGUACCCCAACCAUUUACAGCUGGUCAUGCUACAUUUUUGGAGCAUAUAAUAUUAGGUGGAAUUAUUGGAAUUCCAAUUCUUGGAUCUUGUUUAUUGGGAUAUGGAUCAUUAACUAUGAUUUAUGGAUAUUUGUUGAUAUUUGAUUGGCUAAGAUGUUUGGGACAUUGCAAUUUUGAGAUUAUUCCUCAUCAAUUAUUUCAAGCAAUUCCUUUUCUCAAAUAUUUAAUCUACACCCCAACGUACCAUAGCCUACACCACACAGAAAAGGGGACCAAUUAUUGUUUAUUUAUGCCAAUUUUUGAUGUGUUAGGGAAUACACUUAAUCCAAAAUCAUGGGAUAUGCACACAAAAUUAAGUGUUGAAUCAGGUAAAAAUGGUAGGGUGCCAGAUUUUGUAUUUUUGGCACAUAUAGUGGACAUGAGUUCUGCAAUGCAUGCACCAUUUAUAUUCAGAUCAUUUGCCUCAACUCCAUUUUGCACUAGGCUCUUCUUGAUACCUUUUUUGCCUAUAGUUUUUGUGACCAUGUUUGUCAUGUGGGCAUACUCUAAGGUCUUUUUAGCAACUUUUUAUAACUUGAGGGGCCGAUUGCAUCAAACUUGGGUAGUUCCUCGCUUUGGUUUCCAGUAUUUCUUGCCAUUUGCUGCUGAAGGAAUUAAUAACCAAAUUGAACAAGCAAUUCUUAGAGCUGAUAAAAUGGGAGUCAAAGUUAUCAGCCUUGCUGCAUUAAAUAAGAAUGAGGCACUAAAUGGAGGUGGAACAUUAUUUGUGAACAAACAUCCAAAUCUUAAAGUGAGAGUUGUUCAUGGAAAUACAUUAACAGCAGCAGUAAUUCUUAAAGAAAUUCCACAAAAUGUUACUGAAGUUUUUUUAACUGGAGCUACUUCUAAACUUGGUAGAGUUAUUGCACUUUACCUAUGUAGAAGACAAGUUCGUGUACUGAUGUUAACUUUGUCAACUGAAAGAUUUCAGAAGAUCCAAAAGGAGGCUCCUGUUGAAUAUCAAAAAUACCUAGUCCAAGUCACAAAGUAUCAAGCUGCCAAAAAUUGCAAGGCAUGGAUAGUUGGAAAAUGGAUAACACCAAGAGAACAAAGUUAUGCACCAAAAGGAACACAUUUUCACCAAUUUGUUGUUCCUCCAAUUUUGGCAUUUAGAAGAGAUUGUACUUAUGGUGAUCUUGCAGCUAUGAGAUUACCUGAUGAUGUUCAAGGAGUUUCUUCUUGUGAGUACACAAUGGAGAGAGGGGUAGUCCAUGCAUGCCAUGCAGGAGGGGUGGUGCAUUCAUUAGAAGGAUGGACACAUCAUGAAGUUGGAGCAAUUGAUGUAAACAGAAUUGACUUAGUUUGGGAUGCAGCAGUGAAACAUGGUCUUAAACCAGUGUCAUUUAUCAAAAAGACAGACUAAUUAAAUUAAAUGAGAAGUAUGAACAAAUUUGUUACGACACACUCCAACUUCACAGCGGUUUUGUUACCCCCUGAACUCAAUUUUAGCGCAUUUUUGACACCCUUUUAUGUUGACGUGACACCUUUUGUAGCUGAUAUGACACCUUUGACAUGAGCCAUAUUUUAUGUAAUAAAGGUGUCAUGUCAGCACAAAAGGAAAUGUCAAGAAUGCGCUAAAAUUGAGUUCAAAGGGGGUAAUAGGACCCCUGUGAAAUUGGAGUGCGUCGUAUCAACUUUGGCCAUAGUUUCGAGGGGGUACUGGAUGCUUUAUAUAGCCAAAAACAAGAAGAAAAAUGGGGGAAAAAAAAGAAAGGGGUUGGCCUAGAAUUAACUAAUUGAAUAUUGAUUCAAUUUAAAGAGAGAAUUUUUAUUACUUUUAUAAAUGCAUAUAUAGAUUGUUAUAUUCCAAUGACUAUGUACAUUAGAUACUAAAUCUUUCAAUUUAUUUUCUCA